This is a messenger RNA of Gymnogyps californianus (California condor), 3061 nucleotides long. Its product is annotated as ubiquitin carboxyl-terminal hydrolase 40-like. The transcript is spliced from 24 exons. NCBI's taxonomy places the organism in Eukaryota, Metazoa, Chordata, Aves, Accipitriformes, Cathartidae. The record is from RefSeq and is a predicted model, not a curated record. Bases 124 to 2775 code for a protein of 883 amino acids.
CGGACGCAGGAUUCCUUGGGGCGAGUGAUCCGCAAGCCGCCGCUGAGGGACCGGCUGCUGAGUAAGCCGCCCUUCCGCUACCUGCACGACGUGAUCCCCGAGGUAAUUAGAGUGACAGGUUUUAUGAAAGGACUUUACACGGAUUUUGAAUUGAAAUCAGAUAACGUUAAGGAAGAAGCUAAACAAAUUCCCGUGGAUCAAUUAGGGCAGAAAUUAUUGGAGAAAAAAGGGGUGUCCUGGAAUAAGAAAUACCGAAAACAGUAUGGAGCAUUACGAAAGUAUUUGCAGAAUCAUCCUCAGAUAUUUCAGUUCAGUCCUGAUGAAAAUAAGGUUGGUCUGAAGGCAAAACACAAGCUCCCGUUUAAGUCCGAUUCUCGAGGACGAGAUCUCCAAAGCCCUCCUCAGAAGAACGAGGUCCAGUGGAAUUCAGAAAAAGAACCUGCAAGGCUAAGGGACAGUUCUGCUGGUUGCCAUUGGUUUGAUCUGAAUGAUUCCAAAGUCCAGCCGAUCAAGGAGAAGGAUAUUGAGAAACAAUUUCAGGGUAAAGAGAGUGCCUACAUGCUGUUUUAUCGAAAAUCUCAGUUAAAAAGACCGCAUGAAGCGCGAGGAAAUCCAAGGUACCAAAUUCCUGAACACCUUCUGAAUGAAAUGAAUGCUGCUAAUACUGAGCUGCAAAAAAAGAGAGCGGAAUGUGACUCGGCAAACAACGGCAUUGAUUUACAUCUCCAUUUGAGCUCCUGUUAUAAAUUUCACCAUGGGGCUUUGCAUCCUUCACGUACUUGGAAAGAGAGUGUUGUGGAUUUGACUAUUGAUAGAAGAAAAACGCUCGGAGAGCUUCGACAAUCAGUGUUCCAGAUGUUGGAAUGUUGGGAAGGAGACAUGAUUCUCAGUAUUGCCAAGCCUUUACCAGCAGGACUGCAUCUUUACCAGAUACUUGAUGGAGAUGAGCUGACACUGGAUGGCGUUGGGCUGGCUGAUGGAGCAGACAUCUUCGUGUGGAAUGGGAAAGAGGUUGGUGGUACAAAGGUGAUGACAGGCCCUGAUCAUGAACCUGUGGUCGUAAACAUUCUUCGUUUAGCGGAGUAUAACGAAGGAGGGAAGGGUCAGCAUUUCACAGAAUCGCAGCACGUCUUUUCACGCAGCACAAAACUGGGUGAUCUGCGCAGAGCCUUAGCACCAUCAGGAGGAAUCAUGCUAAAGAACGGCUCAGGACCGGAUAAAGAAGGCAAGAACUGGGAAGUUUUUCGUGAAGAAGAUAUGAAGGAAACAGUCAAAAGUGUUGGUCUGACGGAUGGGUGCUCAGUACUAAUCUUAGACAGCCAUGACCAGAGCUUCGUGAAUGUGUCAAGUGGCAAUUUGACUGCUUUUACGUAUGACAUCAGCUGGCUCCAAGUUCAAAACUUCUGCAGAACGGAUGACGAAGAGCAACACGUUAAAAUGACUGCCACUAUUGAAACAGUGAUGUCAGAUAUCAAAACGAAAGCAAUACGGGAGCUUCAGCUGGAGGAGGAACUAGCAAAUGACAGCUGUCUUAGACCUGUUAGCGGAAAUGGGAAACUUCUGUCUCCAGUGCCUGAGGAUUAUACCGUCAAGGAAGCGGAACUGAAAAUGGGAAGCCUGCUAGGGCUGUGUCAUGGGAAAGCUCCAGCUUCCACUCAGCUGUUCUUAUAUUUUAUGGUUGGGAGUGACCAAAACGCAAGCCCGGAGAUGGAGAUAGUUGUGGAAGAGACUGCCUCUGUCAAAGAGUGUCUAAAUUUAAUGCUGGAAAAAUCGGGAUUAUCAGGUGACAACUGGCAUUUGAGAAGGGUUGACUGGUGCUAUGAAGCAGGGGAAGCAUUAAGUCAGGAAAAUGCCACUCUGAAGGAACUUAAUGUUUGCAGAGGAGAUACUUUGGUUAUAACUGAAGGAAAGCUUCCAGCAAAGGGUUUCCUGAAAAUACCCGUCUGGUGGUUGAAGCCUUCAAGCCAUAAGAAACAUGGAGAGAAUGCACAAGACCAAGUGAAUGGGAUGACCUGCAAGAUGGAUGCUUUGCAGGUGUCUCCUGCAGGAGAUGCACCAGAAUACCUCCACACCGACACGGAUCUUUGUUAUGCUGGCAGUCUAGAAAUAGCAGGAGAAGCUUCUUUGGAAGAUCUGAAGAUGCAGGCCAUGACCUUACCAUGCUGCCCAGAGCAGAUUGUCCCACUGCCCUCGUUUCUCAGAGCAUGGACAGUGGACAGUAAGCGCCCAGGCAAGCUUUUACGAAACAACAAGCAGCGACUCAACCCCCAGGAACUGCUGCUUCGAGUCCAGAUGGGCAUCCCAGGGGAGAGGGACUACUAUGGCUCCACGGAUUUGGUGUGGGAUAUCUCCAAAGAAUGCACAACCUGGGCACUGAGGCAACGAGUGGCUUCUCACUAUGGUCUCCCUGUAGAUAAAACUGAAAUAGCCAAAUACUUCCCUGAAAGAUUGGAGUGGCUGCCAAUAUCUAGCUGGACACAGCAAAUGUCAAAGAGGAAACGGAAGAAAAAACAGGAGAGUUUACAGUCAGCGCCGUACCACCUGAAAGACGGCGAUAUCAUUGGGGUGAAGAAUCUUCUUCUUGAUGACACUAAGGACUUCAGCACAGUGAGAGAUGACGUUGGAAAAGAGAAACAAAGGCAGCUUGCAUUAGGAAAAAAGAAAAGUCGGCAAGCCGAACGCUUACAGGAGCCUGUUUUCUCUGAGGAGAAGCUGAAUAUUAAGCACCGUAAACCAGAAGUGGCUCUGUCUAUCAAUGUGGGCGUUUUCAGAUAGCACCAGGAGAUGAUUCGCUGAGCAGACCGUACUACAGAUGUCCUCAGUUGGCCUGGAGUACCUCAGCUGGACCGGCAAGAGGGUCUUUCCCGAAGUGUCUUCAGGAAUCACCGAGACAAACUGGAGAUAGGAUUCAGGCUAACUCUGAUUUUCUUCUAAUCUCUCUUGGGGAAGUGCUUUAGCAUCCCUUUAUCCAUGUGGUAUUUCUUCUCAGGCUAGGUAAAUGCACUUUAUCCAUGAGAAAACGGAUUAAUAUAUUGUGUAACCUUUUGGUGACUGUUUUGUA